AUGGCCGAGAGGAGAGGAGCAUUUCAGGCCCCAACCUUUGGUCCGGCGUCGAAAAGGCCCAAAGGGGAGGUAAAGAAGAAGGUGGUGAAGUCUCCAGGAAAUGAAGAGGCCAUAAAACCGACCACCAGCUCUGGGGGGAGGGCUGAUCCGCAAGGGCAGUUCCUGACAAGGGAUCUUGCUGCGGCAUUGGUUGAGGUGCGAACUGAGAACAUCAAGAGGCAGCUUGUUAUCGCCUCAGGAUAUUUUCCAGGAGACGCCAUCAGCCCACCACCUGAGGAAGUACAACGCCUCAUCGAAUGGUGCCGCAUAGAGAAGAAACAACUGAUUCUGGGCUGCGAUGCGAACGCACACCACAAAGUAUGGGGCAGCACAGAUAUAAAUCAUAGAGGUGAGGAUUUGCUUGACUUUCUAUUUUCUACUAACAUAGAGAUAGUAAAUGUGGGUAAUAGUCCUACCUUCAUGAAUGCGAUCAGAAGGGAAGUAAUUGACCUUACACUGGCGACACCUUUUAUUGCGUGGAUGGUCAAGAACUGGAGGGUCUCAGAAGAGCCAUCCAUGUCAGACCAUAUGGCAAUAGAAUUCAACGUUGAAGCAACUGCUUCAGCUGAUAUUGAGUGCAGGAUACCCAGGAAGACAGACUGGGAACAUUACAUAGCCCACAUGAGUUCUGAUCUGAAGGGCCUGAAAUACAACAUCAGCUCCAAUGAGGAUCUGGAGAACGCCUCUGCUCACUUCACAUCAUGUCUGAAGAGAGCAUUUGAAAACAGUUGUCCACUCAGGAAUAAAACGAUCUCCAGAGACGUCCCCUGGUGGAACAAUCAUCUUGAAAAGCUCAAGAAAACUGCUAAAAAAGCCUUCAACAAGGCUAAGCGAGAGGGCAGCUGGAAUGCCUACAGACUAGCCCUGACCAACUACGACAAAGAGGUCAGGAAAGCCAAAAGGCAGUCCUGGAGAAGCUUCUGUAAGGGAAUAGAUAAAACGGCCCCAGCAGCUAGACUUCAAAAGGUACUAUUUAAGGAUCACUCAAACCCAAUUGGCCAAAUAAAGAAGCCAUGUGGUGAAUUUACGAAUGAUCCUCAAGAGAGCCUAAGAGCUCUACUAGAGACUCACUUUCCUGACUCCAGGCAGAUUACCAGUGAAGAUGGGGCCCCCGCUGGUAAAGUAUACAACCCCACCAGGUGGGAUUCUCAGAAAGCUGAUUUGUCUGUGUCAUCUUUCAGAGCUAAAGUCAGGGAUGUAGUUUAUAGGGAUCAGUGCGGGCUCAGUAAUCAGUAA
Molecule: messenger RNA, 1275 nt
Organism: Harmonia axyridis
Lineage: Eukaryota; Metazoa; Arthropoda; Insecta; Coleoptera; Coccinellidae
Exons: 3
Coding region: 1-1275 (424 amino acids)
Molecular function (GO): catalytic activity
Source: RefSeq, a predicted model, not a curated record